CCCCCCCCAAUAUUUUCCCGUAUCUUUGGUUCUCACUAUUCCUCUCUACUCAUUUUUCUCUCAUUCUUCUCUAAUUCUUCUCUAAUUCUCUUCAUUCAUCACUUUUACAUUCACAUUUAAAACUUACUAUGUGUGGUAUUUUCGGAGUCUAUAACCUGCCGGGCGAUGCUAAUGCAUUCCGCAACGUGCACUUUAUCUCUCAAAAAAGCAAGCAUAUCCUGUGCCAUGAGCGUUUGGCUAUUGUUGGCGUUGAAUCUGGUGCCCAACCCUUGACAAAUGAUGACGAGUCGCUAAUUCUCUCUGUUAACGGAGAGAUCUACAACCAUAAGGCUCUCCGCAAACUAUGCCCCCCGACACCCACUUCAAGACACAGUCAGAUUUACAAGCAAAUGGAUACUGAUGUCGUAAAACACCUUGACGGAAUGUUCUCCUGGAUUCUUCUCGACACAAAGAAGAACAGGAUUUUGGCUGCUCGUGAUCCUAUUGGAAUUACCACUUUAUAUCAGGGAUGGAGCAGCAAACAGCCUGGCACCAUCUAUUUUGCUUCUGAGCUCAAGGCAUUGAAUGAGGAGUGCGACCGCAUUAUCGCUUUCCCGCCUGGCCAUAUUUUUGAUUCUGAAACUGGCAAGACCACUCGAUACUUUGAGCCUACAUGGUGGGAUGGCGAAAAUAUCCCAUCUGCUCCUGUCGAUUAUAAGCUCCUCCGUGAGACUUUAGAGAAAGCUGUUCGCAAGAGACUAAUGUCCGAGGUCCCUUAUGGUGUGUUGCUCAGUGGAGGACUUGAUUCAAGCUUGAUUGCUUCUAUCGCUGCAAGGGAAACUCAGAAGAUUAUCCAUGGACAGGUCCCAUUGAACCGUGACGGUGAUGAUGUUGAUGAAAGUGCCGUUGCUUCGUGGCCAAGACUUCACUCAUUCUCGAUUGGUUUAGAGGGCUCUCCCGAUUUAGCUGCUGCCCGUAUCGCCGCUGACUUUUUGAAAACUGUUCACCACGAGUACACUUUUACUGUUCAGGAUGGUCUGGAUGCCAUUGCCGAUGUUGUCUACCACUUGGAGACAUACGACGUUACCACCAUCCGUGCUUCGACUCCUAUGUAUAUGUUGAGCAGAAAGAUCAAAGCUAUGGGUGUCAAAAUGGUCCUUUCAGGAGAGGGCGCUGAUGAGAUUUUUGGAGGAUACCUUUAUUUCCAUGCUGCCCCAUCCGCUGCUGAUCUUCACAAAGAGACCGUAAGCCGUGUGAAGAACCUGCAUUAUGCAGAUUGCUUGCGUGCCAACAAGUCAACAAUGGCAUGGGGUGUUGAAGCUCGUGUUCCUUUCUUGGACAAGGCGUUUCUCGAGGUUGCCAUGAACAUCGAUCCUCAAGAAAAAGUAUCUGUCAAGGGUAGGAUGGAGAAGUAUAUCCUUCGUAAGGCUUUUGACACCAAAGAUGAUCCCACUGCUCAACCUUACCUUCCUGACUCGAUUCUUUGGCGUCAGAAGGAGCAAUUCUCUGACGGAGUUGGCUAUAGUUGGAUCGACACACUAAAGGAGCUCUCUUUGACUAAGGUAUCAGACGAGGCGUUUGCUAAAGCAUCAGAGCGUUGGCCGAAGGAUACACCUCAGACUAAAGAGGCUUACUGGUAUCGCGAUAUCUUUGAGCAGUGGUUCCCUCAAGAGGCCUGCACAGAAUCUGUAGUUCGCUGGAUUCCCCGUGAAGACUGGGGAUGCCCUGCCGAUCCUUCUGGGCGCGCUCAGAGAGUUCAUGAUGCCGCAUAUGACAAGAGCGCAUAAAGCUCCAUUGAUCUUAAUAACCUUUCUUGCAUACUACACCAAACAUAAAAAAAGGCCACAUUAAAACAUAAUAAUUAUUUCUAACCGUUGUUCCAACUUAUCUAUCUCUACAAUUUUUUCUUUCUUUCCUUUUUCUUAUGAUCAUCUCUUGGGAGCAAUUGAUGAAAGAUGGAAGGAUGAAAAGACAGAAAUAUAAAGAAGGAGUUGUCUCUAUAUCUCCCAUUCUUUUUUUUUAUUAAAUAAAAUAAGCGA
Messenger RNA from Lobosporangium transversale, 2018 nucleotides. RefSeq names its product asparagine synthase. Bases 129 to 1766 code for a protein of 545 amino acids. Gene Ontology annotation, cellular component: cytosol. Gene Ontology annotation, molecular function: asparagine synthase (glutamine-hydrolyzing) activity. The record is from RefSeq and is a predicted model, not a curated record. The transcript is spliced from 5 exons. NCBI's taxonomy places the organism in Eukaryota, Fungi, Mortierellomycota, Mortierellomycetes, Mortierellales, Mortierellaceae.